CACGCGCUAAUCAAAGUCAGAUUUGGCAGCCAGAGGGAGGGUACGGAGGAGGUUGGCAGGCACUGGACUUGGCCCGUUCUGUGCUCCUGAGAACCGUGCUGAGAGAGGGGCCUGUGGAGAAGGCAACGAGCAAACACCCUUACUCAAAGCUGAGGCUGAAGGGGUUAACCCAGCCGAAGCUAAUUGAGCAGAGGUAAUGAGUGAGGAGUGGGUAGGGGCAGCCAGGGAGGGAGGAGGGCCACAGGCUCAGGAGCACCAGAGAGCCAGAAAAGUGCUUUUCAUUUACUUUCCUUUCCCAAAUAGUCUGCUUUUUGUAAGGGAACACCAGAGGGGACAUUAUAGGCCAGCCAUUGAUCCCCAGUUAAGCUAGGUUAACUUUGAUGGCUCUGAGUCCCACAGGUAGGGAAGGAGACUGGAGCAGCCGAAAACCCAUUCAUUGCAUCUCUUUCAAGGUGCAAGACAAUUCUCCGGGGCUGACUCCGGAGUCUUCUACCACCCCGCUUCUCCACACACCAACAGGUCCUCUGCCCAAGUUGGGUGCCUCAUGGGUGGGGAACAGGGAGUAAGGGAUUUCCACCGACAAGGGACAGCAGACAGGCCACGUGUACCUUAAAUUAGAGGCAGCUGUGGGUCUACAGAUCACUUUCUAACCCUAAAUCCGCCUUCUAAUCACGCCAGGGAUUCAGCCUCGGCCUGGAGGAGGGCCUGUUCCAUCACUACCUCCCUUUGGAUUGCCUUUCGUGUUGCCAUGGUGAUCCCUAGGCUACCCAGGAUACCCAUUGCUGCUCCAGAAUUCUCUGCUUGAGCGGAGCAGCUCUCCCUUCAGCCGGUUUAGAACACCUUCCUUUUUACUAUGAUAAGCUCAAGUUCUGCAAAACCCAACGGCGGUUUGUCCACACAGGUUCUGAAAAGGAGCCAGGUACUGGCUAACCAACACAACCGGCCGAAUGCAGUUCAACCCUUUCUCUCAGGACACUUGGAGACAUGGACACCGCCGUGCCUACUCCAACAUCUCUGAAAGGCUGUCUUGCUUGACUCUCCAGGAGCCCAGUGUCAGCCAUCUUUACCAGAUUUUUUCUCCUGGAGACAGAAGAUCCUACCUGCUUGAUGACUCUUUAUCCAAUUCCAUCCAGCGAGAGUCCCUGGCUGUCCCCAUGGGGCUUGAGGACAGUGGCUCCAGGGGUCAGCAGAAGCAGCAGCAGCCCGGGGCUGUCCUUGAGGAUCUGGAAGAGCAGGAAAUCGCCCCGACAGAUGUGAAAUACCGCCUGCAGCUGCUCGAUGAGGCCCCAUUGCGGAGCAAGAGUUCCAGUGUACAAAGCCAGGGCCACAAGCCUGGAUGGAUCCCAUCCAGCAAAACCCACAGAGAGUGGUUCAAACCCUGGAAAAUGGAUAUGACAUAUCCCGAGAAUGAGCGUUCCCAUUCAGGUCAUACCCAGGGCAGAAGGAUGACACCAAGAGCACAGUGGAGACAUGUGGAAUAUGACAGCCAGGACCAGGACACCCAAUCCCCAGUGUGGAGUCAAGCCCUCUUCCCUGGUCUAGACAAGAGCAGUCAGGGAGUCAUCCAAUGCACCCAGCAUGUGUCGAGGGAGAGGGAAAUGGUAUCUGGUUGGUCCAUGACCCAUGCACCUCAAGAGAUGGGCCAGGCAAAGCAAGGACCAGCCUUCCUGAAGACGAAGGGAACCGCCAAGUUUAAUGUUGCUACAACAGCCAGGAUGUCCUGUCUGCCGCCUCUCAAGCUCCUGGAGAAAAAAGUGAAGAGUAGGUGUCCCCCCAACACACCUGGGAUCUUCCAAGACUGGAGAGCUCAGCCCCAAGGGCUCUAUGGAAGUGACGAAAGACUCCUGGCGCCAUUUGAAGAUCAAGUCAACACGAGGGUCACAUAUAUGCCCUUGUUUACUGAAAAAGUGAAGUUUGUAAGCCCCAAGACAGCUGUGUCAAACCCAAAACAAACACAUUCUCAACUGAGUAGGACAAAUCAACCAGCUUUCCCAGGUCAGUUCAGGAACUGGACCUCAGGAAGAGAACAUCUGGAAAAAGGACUGCCUGAAUAAAUCUGGGAAAUCCUAACAGAAGCCUGCAAUCCCAGCACUCGGCUGAGGCAGGGCUGCUACUCAGCUUUCAGCUUUUAUGCAGUGUCCUGUGACGUAGCAGAACGAGAAUGAAUCGUUUCUUUUGGGAAGGAAUGCUGUCUCAUGUGUCCCAGAAGACCUGAGAAGAAGGGUUCUCUAUACAUAGCCCUAGCGGACCUGCAACUCACAGUGCCGACUAGACCGGCCUCAAACUCACAGAGAUCUACCUGCUUCUGCCUUGCAAGUACCGGGAUUAAAGGUGUGCACUGCUACACCUAAUAUUUUGAAGUUUAUGCGAACCACCGCACUGCUAGCUUCGAUUGAGAAAAGGCAUGCCACACUGCCCUCUAGUGACCACCCUAGGGAAUGACAGCCUGCUGCAGCCAAGGCAGACUGUGGUCUCCCGCAUUCUUCUAAGGCAGAGAACCGGCAUACAUCUUAAUCAAGGCCAACUAGCCACAGAGCACACCCAGAAUAGAAUCUUUAUUCUCUUCCUACACUUCAAUCUCUGCUUGAAAACAUAAUAAACCCCAAGGAAAUUGUGAAACCCUUAAAACUGCAGUUAGAACGUGAACUCGUACAUCGAGAAGACCCUGCACGGAAGGGCUGUGACGAUGGGCUAGGAAUUGAACGUGCUGGCCUCCGCCUGUGUCCAAGGAAAGGGGCUGGAUUGGCGGCCUGAAGAUUCCUCCUGUAGUCUCUUGGAGGCAUUUUUAACACUUUUUAAAAACAGUUUUUAAAAUUAUACCUCUAUUUCCUUGUUAUACGUGGGCAGGUAGGGUGCACGCCAUGUUGCCUAUAUGGAGGUUCCAGGACAAUUUGCAGUUGGUUCUUUCCCUCUACCACGUGGAACUGGGGCUUGAACUCAUCUGACUUGGUAGCACGUGCCUUUUUCACUGAACCAUCUUGCUGGUCCUAAAGGUCUCUUCUUUUUUUAGGGGCAGAGGAUAAUUUUACACUGAAAGAUAUUUGUAGAGACAGUAGAAUGUAACAGCUUAAGUAACUAAAGGACAUUAGAAAACUGAGACACAGGACACUGGUAAUCUCUAUGAACAAAAACUAUAGGCUUUACCAUUAGACUUUUCCACUAAUAAUCUGUUUUGGCUGGUUUUUUUUGGGGGGGGGUUCUUUUAAAGACAGGGUUUCAGGUAGCCCCUAGACUGACCUUCAAGUCCAAGAAAACCUUGGACUUCUGAGCCUCCUGCCUAUACCUCCCGAGUGAUGAGUACACAGCCACAUCUGGGAUAUGCCGUGCUGGGAUUGAACAUUGGUUUCUCUAGCAACUGAGUUGCAUCCCUAUCCCCUUGGCUUCUCAGAGGACAAGAUGAGCAAGAGCUUCUGGUCCCAGGGGCCACAGUCUAACUGCAGAAUUUUUCAUCUGAUAAAUAUUGAUUUUAUACAUAAUCAUUUUCUUUCUUUCCUCCUCCCCCUCCUUCCCUCUCCCCGCCCCC
Molecule: messenger RNA, 3523 nt
Organism: Rattus norvegicus (Norway rat)
Lineage: Eukaryota; Metazoa; Chordata; Mammalia; Rodentia; Muridae
Source: RefSeq, a predicted model, not a curated record